AUGCUCAAACGCAGUCUCGUCGGCAGGUUACCGCGUAUCCAGCCACGUCCGUCGAGCCGCCGAGCUCCGCUGCUCCAGGCACGGAACCCCUUCCGACGCACCACCGACGAGCCGCAAAGACGUCGCCGUGCCGCUGCGCUGUCCAGCCUCAGCCCCAGCACGGUUUGCGGACGCAAUGGUGACGCGACAAGCUUCCCGGCAGUCGGGGAUACCAUCUACGCGCUCUCGACUGCCCAUGGCCGAGGAGGCAUCGCCGUGAUACGCAUCUCUGGCCCAUCAUGCCUACAGAUAUACAAAGCCCUGUGCCCGGGCAAAGCUCCGCCGAAGCCUAGGCGUGCCACGAUCCGCACCCUGCAUGACCCAGCGGGGCCCGGAAGAGGCAACGAGGAGCCCACCGUCCUGGACUCGGAGGCGCUGCUUCUCUACUUUGCCGCGCCAAAGACCGUCACGGGCGAGGACGUUCUCGAGCUGCACGUCCACGGCGGGCCGGCCACUGUCAAGGCGGUGCUGUCCGCCCUUCCGAGGUGCGCCCCUGCCGCCGCACGCGUUCGCCACGCCGAGCCCGGGGAGUUCACCAAGCGGGCUUUUAUCCACGGCCGUCUGGACCUGGCGCAGGUUGAAUCCCUGGGCGACACGCUGGAUGCCGAGACGGAGCAGCAACGGCGGGCCGCCGUGCGGGGGAACUCGGGCGCCCUGGGACGGGCCUAUGACGGCUGGAGGGAGCAGCUGCUGCAGGCCCGCGGGGAGCUCGAGGCGCUCAUUGACUUCUCAGAGGACCAGCACUUUGACGAGCCGCAGUCGGAGCUGCUGGGAAGCGUGGCCGGGCAGGUGGCCGGGAUCCUGAGGGCGAUUGAGCUUGCCGAGCUGGGCGGGCAGAGGAGCGAGCUGCUGCGCAAGGGGAUCCGGAUCGCGCUGGUGGGCCCGCCCAACGCGGGCAAGAGCUCGCUGAUGAACCUGAUUGUCGGGCGCGAGGCGUCGAUUGUGUCGGGCGAGGCCGGCACGACGCGGGACAUUGUGGAGGCGAGCCUCGACAUUGGCGGCUACCUGUGCUCGUUUGCCGACACGGCCGGGUUCCGCGGGCAACGCCACGAGGACGGGCCGGGCGGCGGCGCGCGCAUCAGCGCGGUCGAGGAAGAAGGCAUCCGCCGGGCGCGCAGGAGAGCCCAGGAAUCCGACCUCGUCAUUGUCCUGGCGUCCGUGGAGCAGCGCGCGCCAGGGGGAGCAGCAGCAGCAGCAGCAGCAGCAGCAGCGGCAGGUUCCUUUAUCCGCUUCGACCCGGAGACGCUCUCGCUGGCCGCCGAGGCGCAGGCGGCCCUGGUGGUGGUCAACAAGCGCGACGCCGUGGCCGUGGCCGACGGCGACGACGAGGCCGCGCUGGCGACGCUGGUCCACCGGUUCCGGCGGCACGUCGACGAGAGGCACCCCGCGCUGAGGGGCGCGCCCCCGGUGUGCAUCUCGUGCACCGAGGACGCGGGCGGCGCGCAGGACGUGGUGAGGGCGCUGGUGGCGCGCUUCGCCGCCAUGACGGACAUGCCGGCCGACGCGCGGGACCUGCUGGGCGUGACGGAGCGCCAGGGGCAGCUGCUGGGCCGGUGCAGGCGACACCUGGAGGCGUUCAUGGCGGAGGCGCGGCGCGAGGACCGUGCGGACGCGGACGUGGUGCUGGCCGCCGAGUAUCUGCGCUACGCGGCGGACUGCCUGGCGCGCAUCACGGGGAGGGGCGAAGCGGGCGACGUGGAGGAGGUGCUGGGCGUGGUGUUUGCCAGGUUCUGCGUAGGCAAGUGA
Messenger RNA from Ustilaginoidea virens, 1785 nucleotides. RefSeq lists its product as uncharacterized. The record is from RefSeq and is a predicted model, not a curated record. Lineage: Eukaryota; Fungi; Ascomycota; Sordariomycetes; Hypocreales; Clavicipitaceae. Gene Ontology annotation, cellular component: mitochondrion; cytoplasm. Gene Ontology annotation, biological process: tRNA methylation; tRNA wobble uridine modification. The transcript has 3 exons. The coding region runs from base 1 to 1785 and encodes 594 amino acids. Gene Ontology annotation, molecular function: GTPase activity; protein binding; GTP binding.